Messenger RNA from Nannospalax galili (Upper Galilee mountains blind mole rat), 4430 nucleotides. RefSeq names its product regulating synaptic membrane exocytosis 3 (gene Rims3). Lineage: Eukaryota; Metazoa; Chordata; Mammalia; Rodentia; Spalacidae. Bases 276 to 1202 code for a protein of 308 amino acids. Gene Ontology annotation, biological process: regulation of membrane potential; regulation of synaptic plasticity; positive regulation of synaptic transmission. The transcript has 7 exons. Gene Ontology annotation, cellular component: cytoskeleton of presynaptic active zone; presynaptic membrane. The record is from RefSeq and is a predicted model, not a curated record. Gene Ontology annotation, molecular function: small GTPase binding; transmembrane transporter binding.
UUGCACCCGGCGGCGACUGAGAACGGUGGCGGCUGCGGAGCCUGCAGCUCAAGCGGGCGAUGCCCCCGUGAGUCUCUGUCGCCGCCCCUCCCCGCCCCGCGUCCCUACCCCUUCGGAGUCGCCGGGCCGCGCCUACCGCCGGGUCCGCGGGGCGGGGUCCCGGGGCAGUACCUGCCCCGCCUUGCGGAGCUGCUUCUGGCUGCUGAGCCCGGCUCCCGGCGUGGACCCCCGACUCCACCUCGGGAGUUCCCUGAAGCCCUGCUGCUCUGAGGACCAUGUUUAACGGGGAGCCUGGUCCAGCCUCAGCUGGGGCCUCCAGGAAUGUGGUGCGGAGUUCCAGCAUCAGUGGUGAAAUCUGUGGAUCCCAGCAAGCUGGGGGCGGGCCCGGGACCACCACAGCCAAGAAACGACGCAGCAGCCUGGGCGCCAAGAUGGUGGCCAUUGUGGGCCUGACCCAGUGGAGCAAGAGCACAUUGCAACUCCCCCAGCCUGAAGGGGCCACUAAGAAGCUGCGCAGCAACAUCCGUCGGAGCACAGAGACUGGCAUUGCAGUGGAGAUGCGGAGUAGAGUCACACGCCAGGGCAGCCGGGAGUCCACCGAUGGGAGCACCAACAGCAACAGCUCUGACGGCACGUUCAUCUUCCCCACCACGAGGCUUGGAGCAGAAAGCCAGUUCAGUGAUUUUCUGGAUGGCUUGGGGCCAGCCCAGAUAGUGGGGCGACAGACACUGGCAACACCCCCCAUGGGAGAUGUGCAUAUUGCCAUCAUGGACCGGAGUGGCCAGCUGGAGGUAGAAAUAAUUGAAGCUCGGGGUCUGACCCCCAAACCAGGCUCCAAAUCCCUCCCAGCCCCCUAUAUCAAGGCUUACCUGCUGGAGAAUGGGGCAUGUAUAGCCAAGAAGAAAACAAGGGUGGCCAAGAAGACUUGUGAUCCCCUGUACCAGCAGGCGCUGCUCUUUGACGAGGGGCCCCAAGGCAAGGUGCUUCAGGUGAUCGUCUGGGGAGACUAUGGUCGUAUGGACCACAAGUGCUUCAUGGGCAUGGCCCAGAUCAUGCUGGACGAGCUAGACCUGAGCGCUGCAGUCACUGGCUGGUACAAACUCUUCCCUACAUCCUCUGUGGCUGACUCCACACUUGGAUCCCUCACCAGGCGCCUGUCCCAGUCCUCUCUGGAGAGUGCCACCAGCCCCUCAUGCUCCUAAGGACCUCACUGAGGACAAGAGGCUGGGGGCUGGUGUGGGGAGGGAGCCUGUUGGCCCCACUGCCCCUCUGUACAUAGUCUCCAUGUCUUUCUGGACCCCUCGUCCUGCUGCAUGCCUGUUGGCUACUGGGCUUGUCCCAGCUGGCAGUGGAGACUGUAGUGUGUGUCUGUGUGUGUGUGUGUCUGUGUGUGACUACAUUAUAUCUGUUCACUUGUCUGGGUGUGGUCAGUCCUGGUGACCACAUGGCCUACAAUCCGUGUGUCUGUAUCUUGCUGAAAAGAAACCCAAAGGAAUGUCAUGUGGAUACAUCUCACCCCCAGAGACUCCAGGGGUGGAAGUGGGGGAUGUGACCACUGGUCCUCCCUGCCUGGUUCCUGCCUGGGCAUCUUAUGGUAGUCUCUGCUUGGUUUCCUGUCUCGUCUUUUGUUCUUCUCUUUGCCUCUCCCAGCAUUGCUGCUCUUUUUUGAGGAAUGUAGCAUCCAUUGCAGCUGACCACACCUGGGCCCCUCUGGGAACCCCCUUUUCUUCUCUUUCCCCAAGCCACUCUGGUGGCUGUUCCACUGAAUGCACUCCACAGCAUGUGGCAUGCUCACUCACUGCCCAGACCAGGGCCCUGCGAAGAUAAAUGAUGUGUCUGGGGAGUAGGGGCUUUGAGAGUUUCUCCCUGGGACUGGCUGGUACUACCUCCUUAUAGGCAAGACUGAGUUCAGGGGUGCUGACUAGACACCCUAAAGGGAAGUUCCGGGGCCUCUUCUCCCUCAACAUCCAAAGGCGCUUUCCCAGUGGGUGCAGGAGGUUGCCUCAGAUGGGUUGUUGUCUCUCGAAGAAGAUGGCACUCCCCUGUCCUCUGGGCUUACCCCCAAGAGGGUAUAACUUGGUAAGAGGUGUCAUGGACAGGGCUGUUUGGUAGAGUAAGGAGGGCCAAGGCUGACUUGUUCUUUGCCACCGUUAAGAAUCCUGUCUGACCUGGGGUUUGGCUCAUGAAGCUGUUCUUCCCCGGCUCUGUCAUCUUUGCUCAUUUACAGACAUAAGUUUCCAUCUGGAGUUCUGACAUACUCGGGCUCCAGCCUUCUAGCUCCAUGAGCAGCCUGGCUCUGCAUUUGAGGGUGCCACUGUUACCAGCUCUGUACAAGCAAUACUCACCCCUGAGCCUCCCUGCCUUUCUGUGUGCUCUGCAAGUGCACUACCCUCUGGGUAGUGGUCUGCCCUGGGCACCCCAGCUGCCUCUGCUUUACUUCUUACCUUUAUCUGUCUGGGGCUUCUUCCAGCCACUCGGAACCCUGUUAGGGGGACCAGUUCCUGGGUUAGGUCCUGAGAUGGCUGCUGGGAGUCCUGAAGUCUGGUUCAGGAACACCACAUCCAGCCCUCCAUCAGGGUGAAGGGUGAGGCUUCCUGGGAUAUGGCCAAGAAGCCCUGGUUCCAUGUCUGAUAGGAGGAAGGAGAUGAUGGGGUAGGGGUAUGGGGAAGGCUCUUUUUCUGCCUCCUCUCUAACCUGUCUCCAAGUGCUGCUGUGUCUUAGACCUAGACAGGGAGAGCUACCAGGGUAACUGUGAAGAGGCUGGGUCUGAGUGGAUUCUGUUCGUACCAAAGCUGGGGUGCAUAAGGCCAUCCCUGCCCAAAGGGUCUCUUUGUCUGCCAAAGAUCCUCCCCAGGCUGCAGCCAGAGUCCUGCAUCCUCUUCCCAAGGAAAGGAGAGGAAGAAUCUCCAGGGAAAACUUGGGUUAGGGAAGGGAGUAAGCAAUACUGAACUUCUGUUCUUGCAUUUGUAGAGGAGACACAUUUGUGCAGGCAGGAGAGUGAGGAGGUGGCCAGGCUCAGCUUCCUCUUUAGGAUGAAGUUCUCUUCCAGUCCAUUAGGACUGGGGAGUGCAUGUGCCUCCCAUACCUCUAAAAGCAGGCCAAAGGGCUCUGGACUCUGACCCUAAUUGGGAGGACAGGAAGGAAACCGGCUUGUAAAGGGUGUUUUUAGCUCGUGGUGUACUCACCUCUAAAGCAGUUGUCUUCUGGAUGGUGUGAAAACUAUUUGUAAUGGAGGAGUAUCAGUGACCCACUGGUAGCAUAGAUCUUUGCUGACGUGGCACUGACUCACUCUCAGAAGUGGGGGCUGUCAACACCCUCCUGCCUUGAGGGACCCAGGAGGCACUGGGAGAAGGUGGGAGCUGCCUGAAGAGCGGAUACCCUGGGUAACUACAGGCCUCAGUGUCCCUUGCCUCUGAGGAGGUCAGCACAGGGGAUGGUCUAGACAGAGGAGGGGCCAAUGUGCUGGAAACUAGAACUGACCUGCUGGCAGUCCCUAGCUGUAAAUUGCCCAGGAGUUGGGCACUCUGCUGUUCCACCUGUCUUAUGGAAGGUAACUUCCCCAAAAUUGAUCUUGGGGAAUUAACUCUUUUAACUUUUUAUAGUAAAUAAGUUAUUAAUCCCACGUAGAUUUUCCCCCACGAGGGUGCAGUUGUAUAAGGCUGCUGUGUAUGUAUGAUGGGGAGGCUGAAUUUAAGAGUUUACUUCUCAACACUCUAGAUGCAGGGCUGCCCUCAGAUGCCACUCUGGAGUUAGCUUGUCCCAGAAGAGGACUGUGACUCCUGGCCUUUCCUGGGCUGGGAGAGAUCUGCCCUUUGAGGCAAGACAAUGGGCUAAGAAGGAACUGUGUCCUUCUGGGUUCUCACUUCUGUGCAUGGGGCCACCUCACAUAACCUCUCACCCAGGUAAAAGUGGCAGUGGCUACAGAAGAGGGCUCCUGGUUGUCCCGUGUCCUUUGGGCCAGCCGGAUUCAUGGGUGAAAUGGCUGAGACGGGAGUGGCCCUGCAGUGAUGCCAGGCUGUGGGCAGGGACAGUGCUAGAUGACUCAGAGCAUCUGUCUCCCUUUUUCUGCCCUGCUCAGCCUGUCCCACUUUUGUCACAGAUUCCUUCCCUACAGGAAAGUCUGGGGUGGGUCUUUGUGACUUGAAACAGGUUCUAGGAAAUGGGUCAAGUUUUAGUUUGACAAGGGGCAUUUGAUCCUUCAGGAAAGAACCAGCUCUGAUCCCAUCCAGUCUCUUCUUCCAACCAGCUCCACUAGGAAGGAGCAUUUAGGAGGUUCCUGGGAUCCAACGGGUCCCGGGCAAUGCCAGUAUGUCAUAGGGCUAAGGCAGGAGGAGGAGGGCUCAAGAAAGGGGUGCCUGGAUAACCCCUCACUUGGGGAAUCACUGCCUGUUGGAGCACUGGGGUCAAGCCAACUCUCCCAGGGGCUCGAC